AAAAACGACAUUGCGCAUGAGUGUAAGAUCCGUCGAGAGCCCUAUGGCAUAUAAACCGAUGGUACCGCGCGGAAACGGUUUCAUUUUUGUCGGUGAUACCAUGCGGUAAUAGUGAAAAAUGUGUUUGAUUUUGAUUCUAGGCAUUGUGCAUAGUUUCCUGCUGACUUCAUAUGGAUAUGGAUCUGAAAAUAACAGCAACGUAACUGACCCCGCCAUCGAGUGGUUUGAACAACUAAACGUGGAAUUAAAACAGCUGAACCACGAAGCGGCCACGUACGCCUGGGAUUCGAGCACAUUACCCACACAGAUGGCAACGGUGGAUAAAAUAAUCCAACUGACGAGGCGGAAAUCCCACUGGGAGCGCACCAUGUGUAACCGGGGGCUACAGCACAGAGAUUUCAAUGCGAGCCUGGACAGAGCAUUCCAUCUUGUGUGUCGUACGCCACAGUAUUCGGACGACGAUAUAAGUGAGAUAGCAAAGCUGCUGGGCUACAUGCAAGGGAUUUACACCGAGACGCAAAUCUGUUUGGACGACGUUGCAGACAUUUGCAAACGGAAUGGUUUGCUUUGGGCGAAAACUUCCUUUCAGUAUCCACAAUUUACUUCGGAAGAGAAAACCGAUUUGAAAAAGAACGAACAUGCCAGAGAUAGAAUUUGCUUGUACGGGGAACCGGAGAUGGAACAAAUAAUGACAGAAACGUCGUCUCUGAUUGCUGGUAAAAGUAAUUGUUCAAUUGCCCGAGAAAGCUUACACAGCUGGGCGUGGCAGUCGUGGAGACUCGCCGUCGGGCCACCUAUGAAAGAAUCCUACCGAAAAUUGAUUGAUCGCAUGAAUAGCGGAGCACGUAGACUUGGCUACACAGACAUCGGAGAAUCGUGGCGGGCUGAGCUGGAAACACUAAAUCUUAGGCAACUGGUCCAUCGACUUUGGAUGCAGGUUAAGCCACUCUAUCAAAAACUACAUGGAGUUGCCAGAUAUUUCUUGAGACGAAAGUAUCCCGAGAUAGAGAGUUUCAAUCCUACCGGGUUGAUACCGGCGCACAUUUUGGGAGACAUGUGGAGUCAGAACUGGGAAUCGUUGGCGGAGCUAAUAUAUCCCCACCAGGUCGAUAUUGAGCAGAAUCUGGUGCGGAAGAACUGGACCGGUGAACAGAUAAUCAAACGCGCGGAGGAUUUCUAUUCAUCGAUGGGAUUGCCGAUGAUGAGUAAAACAUUUUGGGAAAAAAGCAUUUUCACACGAAGCACGAACGUUACGAAAUGCCAUGGGACUGCUGCAAAUAUGUAUGAUAAAGGAGACUUCAGGAUGAUAGUCUGCGCCGGGAGUUCAAUGAAUGAUUUCUACGUCGUCAUGCACGAAAUGGGCCAUAUCAUGUACUACAUGUUGGCAUCAGUUCAGCCAACAGUUUUUCAGGAUGGAACUAAUUCAGCAUUUCAGGAAAGUAUCGGAGAUACGAUCUACCUAUCAGCAAUAAACCCUCUACAUCUUACCAGGAUUAACCUAUUGAACUCGACAUUCCUGUCCCCGGAAGAUGACCACAAUCUGAACUCGUUUGAUUAUGCCCUGCUCCUGAGGACGGCAUUGGUGAAAAUCUCUUCCAUUCCGUUCUCCUACAUCAUGGAUCGCUACCGUUGGGCUCUGUUCGAUGGCUCCGUAGACUUCGAUGCCGAAGCCAAUAACUAUUUCUGGUAUCUAUUGGAAAAUGAACAAGGCAUCAAACCACCCACAAAAGUGGAUCGGAGUCAACUCUUCGAUGCAGCUGCCAAAUACCAUUUUCCGGAUAAUACACCCUACGUGCGGUACUUCCUGGCAAACUUUUUGAGCUUCCAGAUUUUCGAAGGACUUUGUAGGAAAUCGAUUUUUGGCAGUGUUGACUCGCCAAAUGAACUGCCCAUGCCUUUGCAUCGGUGCGAUUUGUAUGGCUCGAAACGAGCUGGGAGGCUGUUGCAAAAAGCAUUGAGUUUAGGAGGCUCUCAGCAUUGGACCGCGGUUUUGAAGAUACUGACGGGGACUGAAAAGAUAUCCUCUGAUGCAAUGUACCGGUACUUUGAACCGCUGAUAGAGCUGCUCGAUAAAUUGAUUCAGCGAUUGGAUAUACCCGUGGGAUGGUAGACUUAAUCAGUGUAAAUAUUCACCAAAAUGUAAAAUAGUUAGAUAGUGGAUGCAAUAUAUUUAUGUGGUUGCUGCUCUCUUUGCUACAGUAA
Molecule: messenger RNA, 2202 nt
Organism: Aedes aegypti (yellow fever mosquito)
Lineage: Eukaryota; Metazoa; Arthropoda; Insecta; Diptera; Culicidae
Product: angiotensin-converting enzyme
Exons: 7
Coding region: 119-2110 (663 amino acids)
Biological process (GO): proteolysis
Cellular component (GO): plasma membrane
Molecular function (GO): metallopeptidase activity; peptidyl-dipeptidase activity
Source: RefSeq, a predicted model, not a curated record